ACACACAGAAAAGAAACUGAAGAAGACUGAAGUCCAAGCUGCUUCUCCUGCUCACUGUUACGCUGGACCUGGAGAUGUGGAGUGUGAUUUCUGCUCCAGGAGAAAACACAAAGCCGUCAAGUCCUGUCUGGUUUGUUUGGCUUAAUUUUGUGAAACUCAUCUGAAACCUCAUCUUGAAGUUCCUGCUUUGAAAAAACACACAUUAAUUGAAGCCUCAGCAAAACUCCAAGAGAAGAUCUGCUCUGAACAUAACAAGCUGAUUGAGAUCUACUGUCGUACUGAUCAAACCUGCAUCUGUUAUUUGUGUAUGAUGGAUCAUCACAAAGGUCAUGACACCGUCACAGCCGCAGCAGAAAGAGCUGAGAAACAGAGUGAGUUAAAGUUAAAGGAGGAGCAGAUGAAAUCCCAGCAGAGAAUCCAGGAGAAGCAGAAGAAGGUGCAGGAGCUGAAACAGGCUGUGAACAUUAUAAAGCUCAGUGCACAGACAGCAGUGGAGGACAGUGAGAGGAUCUUUACUGAGCUGAUCAGCUCCAUGGAGAAAAAGCGCUCGGAGGUGACGGAGCUGAUCAGAGAUCAGGAGAAGGCUGAACUGAGUCGAGCUGAACGACUCCUGGAGCAACUGGAGCAGGAGAUUGCUGAUCUUCAGAGGAGAGUCACUGAGCUGGAGCAGCUUUCACACACACACGAUCACAUCCAUUUCCUCCAGGUUUUAGCGUCUGGAUGUCUGUCUCCUCCAUUUCACAGACCAGAGUUUCAGACAUCCAGCGUCACUGUCCAUCAACAUCUCUCAUUUGAUGGAGUGAGGAAUUCUCUCUCAGAUCUGAAAAAGAGACUCGAGGAAUUCUGUGAGGAGGAAUUCAACAAAAUCCUUCCACAUGCUGCAGCAGUUCAGAUCAUUUCAGAACCAGAACCACAGAGCAGAGAAGAGUUUCUGAAAUAUUUCUGUUAUCUGACUCUGGAUCCCAACAUGGUACAUCGUUACAUCAUUCUGUCUGAGAAGAACAGAGCGGUGAGAUGGAGUGAGAGUGAGCAGCGUUACUCUGAUCAUCCAGAGAGAUAUGAUUACUGGGCUCAGGUGUUGUCUAAGGAGAGUGUAUGUGGACGCUGUUACUGGGAGGUGGAGUGCAGCGGUCAUGGUGUGUUCAUAUCAGUCUCAUAUAAAGACAUCAGAAGGAAAGGACGGGGUAAAGAGUUUCUAUUUGGAUUCAACAAUCAGUCCUGGAGUCUGUGGUGUUCUUCUUCUUCUCUCUGUUUCUGUCACAACAACAUUAAGACUGAUCUCAGAGUUCCAUCACCCUCCAGAAUAGGAGUGUAUGUGGAUCAAAGUGCAGGAACUCUGUCCUUCUACAGCAUCUCUGACAUGAUGAAGCUCCUCCACAGAGUCCACACCACAUUCACUCAGCCUCUAUAUGCUGGGUUCUACUUGUUUUAUGGUUCUGUGAGAUUGUGUGAUCCAGAAUAAAAGUGUGUAGUGUUUUCUGUAAAA
Neoarius graeffei (lesser salmon catfish) is the source of this 1486-nucleotide messenger RNA. RefSeq names its product tripartite motif-containing protein 16-like. Bases 308 to 1462 code for a protein of 384 amino acids. The record is from RefSeq and is a predicted model, not a curated record. NCBI's taxonomy places the organism in Eukaryota, Metazoa, Chordata, Actinopteri, Siluriformes, Ariidae. The transcript is spliced from 6 exons. Gene Ontology annotation, molecular function: protein binding.